CUUCAAAAAAAUUCAAAAUACCUUUGGUACCCUUCACAACAAAUACCAUGGACGACAUACAAAAGUAUUUGGAGCUCCUACGGUUUUUACACAUGCAGAAGAAGUAGCAUUUGUAAAAUCAUUUGUCAAGUGUGGAUAUCUUGAUCAGAUUGGUCGGAAAGUCAAUAGAUUUGUCAAUAACGUUCCUGGUAACGACUGGGCACGUUCUUUUUUAAAACGACAUGUAAAAGAUAUUGGUCAACGAUUUGCUUCAAACAUCACACGUUCACGUUCAGAAGUUAGUCGAUUAACGAUUGAGGAAUACUUUAACAAUCUCAACACUACUUUAGCAAAUGUUCUUCCAUCAAAUAUUUUCAAUUUUGAUGAGACAAAUCUUUCUGAUGACCCCGGAAAAAAAAAAUAUUUAUUUUCUAGAGGUAUGAAAUAUCCUGAAAGAAUAAUUAAUCAUUCAAAAAGUGCUACAUCUAUGAUGUUUUGCUGCUCUGCGUCAGGUGUAUUAUUACCACCAUACUUUAUUUAUCGAGGAGAAUGUAUGUGGGACACAUGGACUGAGAAUGGACCAAAAGGAUAUCCAUGUUGCAAUGAAAGUUGUUGUCGAUUUGGUUCAGCAUACAACCGUACAAAACAUGGCUGGAUUGAUACACCCACAUUUGCUGACUGGUUCAUAAAAUCAUUUCUCCCACAUGCCAAAAAAUUGCCAGGUAAAAAAGUUAUAUUGGGUGAUAACUUGGCAUCACAUUUUAAUAUUGAAGUUAUUCGUUUAUGCGAAGAAAAUGAUAUUAGUUUUGUAUGUUUACCUAAGAAUGCUACACAUUUAUGCCAACCGCUGGAUGUAGGGGUUUUUAGGGCAUUAAAAGAAGCUUGGAGAAAUAAAUUAACACAGUACAAACUAUCACACCCUUCAUGUAAAGUUGUUCCUAAAUCUGAAUUUGCUAGUCUAGUAAAAGUUACUUUAGAAAAAAUGGACAGUAUAAGAGUUCUAAAUAAUGAAGAGGAAUCUGGUAUCAAAAGAGUGAUUUUAAAAGGACUUGAAGCUACAGGAAUAUACCCAUUUAAUCCUCAGAAAGUUCUAGAGAAACUACCAUAUGAUACAAAUAAUAUUCAAGAAAUAGUCAAUGAUACUUAA
Messenger RNA from Acyrthosiphon pisum (pea aphid), 1126 nucleotides. RefSeq lists its product as uncharacterized. Gene Ontology annotation, cellular component: nucleus. NCBI's taxonomy places the organism in Eukaryota, Metazoa, Arthropoda, Insecta, Hemiptera, Aphididae. Gene Ontology annotation, molecular function: DNA binding. The annotation marks the transcript as partial. The record is from RefSeq and is a predicted model, not a curated record. The transcript is spliced from 2 exons.